Clonostachys byssicola is the source of this 489-nucleotide messenger RNA. The record is from the annotation of a GenBank genome assembly. Lineage: Eukaryota; Fungi; Ascomycota; Sordariomycetes; Hypocreales; Bionectriaceae.
AUGACCCUGGAGCCCAUCCGGCAGCUGAUUCAGGAAACCAACCCAUCUGCUCCAGGAUCAGCAACUCGGGCAUGGAGAGAGGGAAAGCUGGCCGAAUUAACCAACGUUGGAAUCAGUAGCGCCCUCGUGGCCGGAGUUAUUGCAGCCGCCUUUAGCUGGAGCACGGAGACUGUCGGCAGCCUUUAUCCGGAGGUCAAAGGCAUUUGGUUCGGGGCCCUUAUUCUUGUUCUGACGGCAAUUAACUUGGCUACAAUGCAGAGCACCACGCUACAGCGACUUGGUUGUACCGAUAGCGGCAUUGAUAGGAUAUAUGAGUCAUUGGGGUUUCUGAAUGUACAACAGGUUCGGGAGCCCAAGAAGUUUCAAGUGCUUAUUUGGCAGAUGCCCUUGAUGCUGCUCAAUUUGAGUACGUCUUUGGUUGCCAUUGGUUUGCUUCUGCAGUUAUGGAAGUCCUUCAUACUCACUAGCCAAAGCCUAGAGGUGAGUUGA